This is a messenger RNA of Rotaria socialis, 513 nucleotides long. Lineage: Eukaryota; Metazoa; Rotifera; Eurotatoria; Philodinida; Philodinidae. The record is from the annotation of a GenBank genome assembly.
AUGCAGCGUGAAAGUGCAAUAGCUGAUGACUAUCGGAGUUACACAUUACAACAUGGAAAGAAAGAUCAAGUUGAAUUUGCAUUACAAAAUAUUGAACGAAAACUAAUUGAUUUGAAAGAACGAAUACAUAAUAUUAAUACUAAUAAUCAAGUAUUACAAACCAACGUAGGCGAUGGCGGUAAAAUUGGAAUAUGGGAUGGUAUCUCCGGCUUUGGCACAACAGCAGCUAAGAUUUAUAUGGAAAAUAUGAAUGGUCAUUUAAAUUGUGAUGUAUUACAACACGAAUUAAAGCAACUCAUCACAGAAAUUCCUAACAAAACCGAAAUGUUCUUUCAGCAAGACUUGGCCCCCUGGCAUACCUCAGAUACAGUCAAGAAGAAAAUUGCUAAAGUGAAGUUAAAUGUACUAGAUUGGGCUCCAAAGAGUUCAGACUUAAAUCCAAUAGAAAUGCUAUGGCCAAUUUUGGACAAAACACUGGCUUCCAAGCCAAUUUAUGCAAGACAGGGCCUGUAG